CCAGCCUCGCUCCCCCGAUGCUCAGAGAAAGCCGGGAAGUGAAGGAGAAGUGAAAGAGGAGCUGGAGGAUCAACAGGCAGCUUUUGAACUUUCUGAGGCACGCAGACAGUGUGCACGGAGAAUGGCGUUGGCUUCACUUAUUCCUCAACUGAGGCAGCUCACUGUCAUGUGGAUGUAUUUCAGCCGGCUUCCAUUGUUGAUGUUCUAAACAUGGCAAGUCGGCUAUAGCCAAAGGGGGCCGUCCUGAGAGAAUUCAAGGACCCAAAAUGACAAAAGUUUCUGCCUCAGAGUGAAGAAACUCCAGCAAACAUGAAUCCAGAAUCUCUGGACCUGUCCAUCCAGACUGCCCUGUCGGCCCUCUUCCCUCCUUUUGAGGUCACUGCACCCAUCGUCAUCAGCCAGCUCUUUCGGACCAUAGAGGAACGCUACCAUGGCGAUGCCCUGCAGUGCCUGCUGGACUUCCUGAUUCCUUCCAAACAUCUGCUGGAGAGUGUCCAGCAGGCUGCAUGUGCUGGAUACUCGGAUGUGGUUUUCCGCUGUGAAGGCUGGCCAUUGUGUCUCCACGAUAAAACCGUUAUCCAGUUGGCGUCUGUAAACCCCUUACUGUUGCGUCCUGGAGACUUCUACUUCCAAGUGGAACCGUUCGGCGACCAAGCGGCACGGAUCGUCCUGAAAAGUCUCCUGGAGGAAGGCUGCAGAGAAGUUGAGGAGACCCCCAUCCCAGAGACUUCUUACUCUUGCAUCUUCACCGAGGACUGGCUGAAUAACAUCAAUGAAGGACGCCACGGAGCUGCUCUUUCUCGCUGUUUGCUUUGCACUGACCAGGGAGUAAUCAAGUUGCCUUGGGCUAAAAUUGCCAUCCCAGAAUUCCUGGACAAACCAAAGAAAGUGUCUGUUUGUGGUAAAACACAGACGGAGGCGAAGGAGGUUUCUGCUUCCUCUCAGUUUAACUCUUCCACCCUCCCAGUGGGGGCUGUGAUUCCUCCAAAACAGGACAAGAUGUCAGCAUCUCUAAGACCCGUGCAGUCCAGACUUAUCAAAGUGGAACAUGGGAGACGAGUCCCAAAAUUAGGGACCAAACCAUUAAUCAAACCUGUGGGGUGGGUUUCUCCUAACACUUGGGAGAGUCAUAGCUGUCAGGGCAUGGAGGGCGAUUAUGUAGAUCUGGUGGACAUAUCCAACGGGAAGCAGCCUGUGGAGAAACGGAGAGACAGCUGUGAAAUCCAGAACAAAUUAGUUUCCCUCCAACCUGUCAGGCCUCCCCCACCUAUUCCACUUGGACAGAGAGCCUCCUGCAGACACGCCCCUCAGCAUGCAGAGGACCCCUGUAACCCAUGCAGCCAAAUGCAACCAGGCCUGGAGCUCUUCCAUCCAGAUUUGAAGUGUAGGUACAGAGAAUCAUACCUCGAAGCACUAAGCAACCCGGUAGCUUUUGAGAGGGGGGAUGCAGACCUGCUGUCUGCCUUGGAGGAGGUGCACCUGUGUGAGGUGGGGGACGGAAAGCCCAGAGGAACGCCAGAAGCUCCUGAAGAACACCUAGAAAACAUCUGCAACGGCUGCGAAAAUCCUGUAAUGUGGAGUGACUCCUGUCAGUGUAAUCCAAAAAACUGCUGCGAACAAACUUCAGAGAACCUUGACUGCCAUCCUCUGUCCAUCCCUGAACCUGAAGUCCCUCUGAAUGAAACCGCGUCAAAUCUGAGUGUUCAAACUCAGCAAGCCCCCCAGCAGUUUGGCAGCACAGCUGCUGUGCAUCCGGCGCCGGAUGUGACCUCGGUGACGUGCGAUGGUGAACUGAAGCUACACCAAAUGGGGGAGGCUGUAAAAGUAAGCAAACACAAGGUUAAAGGACGGUCAUUGUCCACGGUGUCGGAGACUCCUGCAGGGAGCCCUGUUCUCUAUCAGCUCAACAGCAGAAGCCACAGUGACGUUUGUCCGGAGACCAUCUCAGAUCUGAUCCACAGCAGAAAAGGCGCACGGCUGGAUCAUCAGGCUGGGAGGCAGAAGGGCUCAAAAAAAGAGUCGCGAUCCAGCAGAAGUGAAACUCCAUCCUUUACAAAUGAGCUUUCUGCAACAAACUCAGGCUCUCAGCAGAACCUCCAAACCUCAGAAUCUGCUUUCAGCAGGAUCAGCGGCCUGCUGGAACUGGGAAUUAUUUAUUUACCAGGCAGCAGAGACAGGAACGGCAGGGCAGUGGUGGAGGUCCACGGAGACAGAGAGGAGUGGAUGUCCCCUCUUGUGUCUGCACAGAGUGUUUGUGAACUGCUGCUCUACCUUCACGCCAUACCAAGGAAAGACGUUCGACAGCUGGGAAUGACUUUAAUCAUCAAUGCCAGGAAGAAGCCUCCUCCACUUCACCUCUACAAAGCCCUGCUAAUGGCUCAGGAACAGGCUCUUCAUCCGGUCCACUGCAUCAUCGUUUUGAUGGACAAAGACACCUGCCCACGACCUGAGAAACACCCCGGCCUGCAGAUGGACUUGGUGACUUCUUUGAGAGCCCUAAACAAGACAGUAGAGGCGUCACAGGUGACCUCUGACCUGGGAGGAACCUUCACGUACAGUCACACUGACUGGCUGCAGUUUCACCGGAAACUCAUUUCCUUCAUGGAUGAGCUGCAGGAGGCUGACAGCUUGUUGCAAAUGGCCAUCAGGAAUGUGGACAGCAGAAAACAAAUGGACACCACUCAGGAAGUGCAACAAAGCAUUCAGGAGCAGAAGAUUUUGAUGAAAAACGUACUUGAAGAUGCGAGACUCGUAACUUUGCAAAGGGAGGGAGGAGCCUUACUGGCCAGGAUGAAGAGGGAGGAGUUUAGAUUUCCACAGUCUGAAGAUUACAGGGAUGCUUUAGAGUCCGCGACAAGUCUGUACAACCAAGUGGAGGAAAAACUGCACACGCUAGUGAUGAGGUCAAACGAGUCACUGCAACACCUGGAGGUCCUGCUGAAGAUCAGAGAGACUGAAGCAGAAGUCAUCACGGCUGGGAUGUGGUUCAGCACAGAGGGUGAACAGAGCCUGAAGGACUUCUGCACAACAGAUGACACAGACGUUAAAAAAACCUUUCAGGAUUUCAGCCUCUUCUUUGCUCUUUCAAAGGAGAAGCAACAGCACGCUUUGACUUAUGUAAGGGAGGCAGAGGAAAUCACUGGAACCAGCAACUCCUGUCCUGCUGCAGACAUUUUACGCACUCUUGUGAGCACUUUUAAAUCCAACAUGGAAGACUUCAUGUUACGGGCAGAACGGCGGCAGAAAGAACUGAACUCAAUGGUUCAGGUUUACACUUUUUGUGAGCAGGCUGCUGCUGCUGCAAAAGAAUGUGGCCAGUUUGUGGAGCAGAUAGGGGAGGGCUGUUGGACAACGCAGACCCUGAGCACUCUCCAACUGUAUAAGGAGCGAUUAGGAGGUGAAUUCUCUGACUCCAACUUCCAGGCUCUGAGAGCUAAAGCCUGCACUGUGGGUCCAGGGGCCUCUGGGAUGAUGAAAACGUGGAAUGCAGCCCGGGUGCGAUGCCAGGAAGUCAAGCAGCGUCUAGAGGAGGUGCAGAGGAAAAAACGAGGCAAAGAUAAGAACCAGAUCCCACAGACCGCAGCUGUGAACCCUCCAGGGAAAGAAAAUGAGAUAAAGGGAAGAAGGAGUGAGCUGGAAGAGGCUGAAGGCUCUUCAAUCCUGCAGCCAAUCUUCCAAACAGAGGGGGCCUACACCACAGGCAGCACUGCUGUUCUGCACCCAAAGCACGAUUCUAAAACUGAGCUUAAAGAAACUCCAAACCAAGACUCCAAAUCACUGCAGCUUCCUGAACCACUUCUAAAAAAUGCUGCAGAGACUCAAGUUUUUACACAAAUCUUUGGCUGCCAUCCGGAAGGCAAACGGAGACCAAGAGAUCACCACAGUGAAUCGGACCUGAGGACCACAAAGGGGCCAAAGGGUUUGCUGCUUCACCACAACUUGGGCCGCUCCCUCAGUGAGGGCUCACGUGCAACGAGCGCGUCAAGUUUUCUACCUGCAGUCAUCAGACACAAACACUGUCACAGCAGGACACAGUCCCUAGAUGAAAACAUGCCGACCAUCCACACCCUGCAUCAGGACAGUCUUUCACCACCACAGAAAGGCAAUGAGACAAGAGGAGACAGUGAUGACGGGAAACGGGGGGAACUCACAGUUUCCUGUAAAGAUUUGAGGAGUCCUGAGACAUUAACAACAGAGAACAACAACAGCAGUCUUCUAAGAGCACGGAGGAUUUUGGAAGAGCUGCUGUCCACAGAGCGGGAGUACGUCAAGGCCCUGGGGUACGUCCGAGAACAUUACUUCCCCGAGCUGGAGAGGCCCGACGUCCCGCAAGACCUCAGGGGUCAGAGGGGGAGCGUCUUUGGUAAUUUAGAGAAACUCCACGACUUCCAUCACCAUCACUUCCUGGAGGAGCUGGAAGGCUGCCUGAGUGAACCCCUCCGCGUGGGACGCUGUUUUCUGCGACAUAGGGAGAGCUUUGCUUUGUAUGCCCUCUACAGCAAGAACAAGCCGCAGUCCGACAGUCUCCUCAUCAAUCACGGACACAGUUUCUUCAAGCAGAAGCAGCUGAAGCUGGGUGAUAAAAUGGACUUGUGGUCGUACCUGCUGAAGCCCGUGCAGCGCAUCAGUAAGUACAGUUUGCUGCUGCAGGACAUGAUGAGGGAGUGCACACCUGAACAGACCAGAGAGGUCUCUGAAAUCACGGCAGCCAUGGAAGUCAUCAACUUCCAGCUGCGCCAUGGCAACAACCUGCUGGCCAUGGACGCCAUCCGCCACUGUGACGUGAACCUGAAGGAGCAGGGGCAGCUGCUGCGCCAAGACGAGUUCAUGGUGACGUUCAGAAAAAAGAAAUGUUUCCGUCACGUUUUCCUUUUCCAAGAACUCAUUCUCUUCAGCAAAACCAGGAAGACAGAUACGGGAAAUGACACAUAUGUCUACAAACAGUCAUUUAAGACAUCUGACAUAGGCAUGACCCAGAACAGUGGAGACAGCGGUUUGUGCUUUGAGAUCUGGUUCAGAAAGAGGAAGAGUGAGGACACAUACACACUGCAGGCAGCCAGCAGGGAGGUGAAGGAGGCCUGGACCAGAGAGCUGGAACAGAUCCUGUGGGAGCAGGCCAUACAUAACAGAGAGGUUCGCAUGCAGGAAAGAGUGUUCCUGGGUAUUGGAAACAAGCCGUUCAUUGACAUCCAGCCCAGUGAGGCAGCUAUUCACGACAGAGCCAUUAACUACGCACUGAUGGGAAGAGAAAACAAGGUGCUUCUGCCAUGCGGGAGUAAAGUUCAGCCCUCGGGGGCGAGACCGAAAUCGAUCGGUUAUGGCAGCAGCUCCGCUUCCUCCUCUUCCUCGGGACGAGGGUCCUUGUCUCCUGAAGGGUAUGUGCGUUUGCCAAAGCGGAGGGUGGUUUCAGACGGAGGAUAUGCGUCACCUCCUGGGUCUCUGGAGGAGGAUGACUUGGACCAGGAGAGCGACAGUCACAAUUUGUUGUUGGACAGCUCUGACUCUUCAGGAGAGAGCGUCUGUGGCCUCAGCAGUUCAGGCCACAGCUUCCGGUCAGCGGUGGGAGCAGGGAUGGAUGAAUCCUCCUCGGUGUGCGCCUCCUCCACCCCCAAAAAGACUCGCCCUCCGGCUGAGGCUCCCACAGUCGUUUCAAAGGCGGGACCUGCUGUGAAAACACAACCACCUGUUGCACCCAAGCCCAAACACAAAGCACUGCACUGGAACAAGGAUCCAUCAUUCAGCAGCAAGGUUCAAGACUCUGGUGCUGGGAAAUCUACUGAGGUUUGACUCGUGGAGGUUUAAAGCAUUUUGAGGUAUGUGAGAUGUCUCAGCAUCAGUCUUGGAGACGGCAGUAUUUACACACACUCGCCAAACAGUCCAGCUGUUUCUCCGAUCUGUCACCAUUCUGUAAAUAAAGAUGAUCGCAAAUACCCCGACAUUGGGUUGGACAUUUUUGUAGAAUUUGCUCUUUUUAUUGUGAAAUUACAGAGAAAUGUGUUUUUUUUAACAGUUAUAGACUGUGAUCUGUUGUAAAUUAGUUUAACAACACAAUUAAAAACGACUGCAUUGCUACAAAGUCUGCUUUGACUCUUCAUAAUCAAAUUUUACACUAAGUUAUAUUGCAGUUUGAAAAUAUUAGCCAGUAAUUUACACAUAAUUGUGUUGUUUUUGAUAUUAUUUUGUGUUCUCCUGACAAACAUAAAUUAAUUCUUCUAACUACAAAACAUUUUGAUUCUUUCCCUAAAAUUGAAAUUUGUUCCACUAAGUAUUUUGUUUUAAGUAACAGUUUAAACAUCCGUUCUGUUAGAAAUGUCAUUUUUCUCAUAACAAACAAUUGCUUUCUGUUUGCUUUGAUGUAGCAAAAUUGUAAUUACAUUUUCCAUUUUUUUGUAAUAAAGAGUUAUUGAAAUGUU
This is a messenger RNA of Oryzias latipes (Japanese medaka), 6413 nucleotides long. It is a transcript of the gene quob, whose product is annotated as quattro b. Gene Ontology annotation, molecular function: guanyl-nucleotide exchange factor activity. The record is from RefSeq and is a predicted model, not a curated record. NCBI's taxonomy places the organism in Eukaryota, Metazoa, Chordata, Actinopteri, Beloniformes, Adrianichthyidae.